AAAAAAAAACUUUCCUUUUACGUCGCUGUUUUACACGUUUUAUAUACGGUAUGGUCACCUUUUAAUUUUUGUGAGGAGCAACUUUUUUUUAUUAUUUUUCAAAUUCAAACACAUCAUGGACUCGACGCUGUUUCUAGUCCUUUUUCUAGGCGCGUUUGGGCUCAUCGUAUUCACAUUACUGUUUGGUGAAGGACCAUCAUUGAGACAUGGACCUGUAGGUAUAUUCAACCGAUUUUUGACCGAAAAACUACCCCGAGCAAUCAGUUGGACACUUUUGCAUACUGUUGGACAAGGCAAUGUAAAUCGUUUGGGUAGAAGUUGGGCGUAUUGCUGUGAAAGCCGCAAUCCCUUUUUACAGAUUUUUUUUGUUCUCUUGUCUUCUGUGUCGAUCGUUUUGUUCUUGUAUAAUGCAUUGCCACAUAUACCUGGACCCUACUUACACAAGAUUCACUACUUAUUUAUCCCAGCUCAAAUCAUCAGUCUCUAUGUGGUGUAUUAUUUAGCUUGUUCAGCUGAUCCAGGCAUCAUUACCCAUGAAAAUCUGGAGAAACAUUUAGACUAUUACAAGUACGAUGGAUUAAUUUAUAAGCCAAAAACAUGCACAACCUGUAAAUUACAGAAGCCUGCUCGAUCCAAGCAUUGUUCGAUGUGUAAGGCAUGUGUGGGUAGGCUGGACCACCACUGUGCCUGGGUCAACCGAUGCGUUGGCGAAAACAACCAACGUUAUUUCUUUUUGUUUUUAUUUACACUGGUAGAGUUCUGUGCCUAUGGUGCCUAUUUAUGUUUUGAGGUGUACCGUGGGAUGAUUAUUGAAUGGGGAUUAGAUCAAGCACUCGUUCACGAUACAAGAACAGGUGAAAAAUCAGUGGUCACUUUUCGUAGAGCAUUUUUGUAUGUACUCCACAUUGAUAGGAUAAUCGGCGCCAUUGGUAUACUAGCCGGAGUUGUUUCCGCAGUCGUGUUUAUAUUUUUUGUAUAUCAAUUGUACUUGGCGGGAAGAGGUAUCACUACUAACGAAGCAUUUAAAUGGGAAAUGAUUGAAGAAUCUGUGGAUAGAGGCGAGUUAUUUAAAAUUGUGCCUGUGAAACCCACUGCCAACACCACAGCCUUGGCAGAAAAAAAUUAUACCAAGAGAUACAACAAAAAGACCAAGGAGGAAGAACAUGUGGAAGAAAAGAAAAUCGAGAGUUUUGAAGAGAUUGAAAAUAUCUAUGAUAAAGGGUUUUUGGGUAAUUUGAAAGAAAUCUUUCUUCCUCCCAAUUUUAACUAGUUUCCGUUUUUGGUUUUUAUGUGUAUAAAAUAAACUUUUUUCUUUUAAAACUUU
Messenger RNA from Mucor mucedo, 1324 nucleotides. RefSeq names its product DHHC palmitoyltransferase-domain-containing protein. Gene Ontology annotation, cellular component: Golgi apparatus; endoplasmic reticulum. Gene Ontology annotation, molecular function: protein-cysteine S-palmitoyltransferase activity. Gene Ontology annotation, biological process: protein targeting to membrane; peptidyl-L-cysteine S-palmitoylation. The record is from RefSeq and is a predicted model, not a curated record. The transcript is spliced from 8 exons. NCBI's taxonomy places the organism in Eukaryota, Fungi, Mucoromycota, Mucoromycetes, Mucorales, Mucoraceae. The coding region runs from base 116 to 1270 and encodes 384 amino acids.